AUGCCAGCGUCUCGUCUCGCCAAGACCAUGUCCGAGAAGAAAGAAGUCGUUACCUGGAUCGAGCAACACGGCGAAGCCCCGGCAAGAGCUGCCACGUUCUUUCAGAACGAACGCGGGUGGAAAAUCUCGGCUGCACAAGUCUGCUAUUGGUGGAAGCAGAGGGAUGCCAUUAAAAAGACCCCGGUCUCCAACCUCCGUCUCAAGGGCGCUGGAGCAAGCCGCGCUUAG
Messenger RNA from Phytophthora nicotianae INRA-310, 228 nucleotides. RefSeq lists its product as hypothetical. The transcript has a single exon. The record is from RefSeq and is a predicted model, not a curated record. The coding region runs from base 1 to 228 and encodes 75 amino acids. Lineage: Eukaryota; Oomycota; Peronosporomycetes; Peronosporales; Peronosporaceae.